AUGAAUGUAUAUUUCCAGCCUCAGGUGAAGCCCAUAAACAGAUACGCUCCACCAGAUUACAUGACAAUAAUGUACCACCCGACUCCGACACUAGAGGACCUGGGGUUAACCAGAUAUCUGGACAGUCCUCCGUCGUCACCCAGAGCUACAUCACCAGUCCGGGAGUUCACAAACAUUUCAGAACAGGAGACAAAACAGACUCUCUCAGGGAACGGAUUGUCCAUGCCAACUUUGACAACGCAAAAACAGAUGAUUGGUAGAUCUCAGACUGUCUCAGUCAACAACUCGAAUAAUAACUCAACAAGGAACGUCAGACCUUCAGCGCACGUCCCAAAAUUUGCUCCUAAAGGCUGGGCCCCUCCUUCUGAGGCACGCAAUCCCUCCCAGAGGCGUGGUCAAACAGAGAGAAUGGGGGGAAGUCACGUUGCACUAACAAUGACUGCUUCUUCUGUGGGUGCAAAAACUGAAUCAAAAUCUGUCAAUCCUGCAGGACAAAUGAACAGUGUUGCUGUGAACAGAUCCAAGAAAGCGGCAUGUGAUUGGUCAACACUUGCUGCGCAGUAUUCCACAGAAAGUUGUCAGUCUGACAGUCAGGAGACGAGACGUGACGCAGUGUAUAGACGCUACAAUGGUGAAGCGCGCCUCUCAAGUAAUCAAGAGACGCAUGACGCACAGCGUCGCCAGAACCAAAACGCAUGGCGUCAAAUGAAUAAUACGUCACAGAUUCUUCCCUCCAACCAGCAGAUAUAUGACCAGAUAAUGGCUCAGGAGAAAGCUAGACAAAAUGUUCAUCAGCAACAGCUUGAGUCCAAUGUCAAGUCUGCGCAGAUUACAGGCGUCAAAAUGGAGGAGUUGAUUAGCUCGGAGACGAAGGAAAAAGUGCUUGGAGACAUGAAUGAUCUAUUUGGUGGCAUGUCGCCAUUUAGCUGCUGGAUGCAAUCACCAACCAAAGAUCCAAGAUUUUCUUAGCAUCUGAGCUUUGUGUCCAUUUUGACAGUCACAACAUGACUUUGUCAAAAGCAGUUUCCUCCUGGAUUUUGAAUGGAAACUUUUGCAUUCUUAUAGACUUUUACUACCACGUGCAUUCUUAGAGACUUUUACUACCACGUGCAUUCUUAGAGACUUUUACUACCACGUGCAUUCUUUGAGACUUUUACUACCACGUGUAUUCUUUGAGACUUUUUACUACCACGUCUUUCAAAGGAGCUGUCAGUGACAUACAGGCAAAUUAUUUGUGAUUUUAUUAUUAGAAUUAAAUAAUACUUUUAAUUGACAUUUCGUUAUUGUCUUGGACAAUUUUCUCAUCGUUGUCUGUGACAACCCUCUUUUUAUAUAUUGUUUGUGACAAUGAUUUUUAU
Messenger RNA from Saccostrea cuccullata (small rock oyster), 1358 nucleotides. RefSeq lists its product as uncharacterized. Bases 1 to 969 code for a protein of 322 amino acids. Lineage: Eukaryota; Metazoa; Mollusca; Bivalvia; Ostreida; Ostreidae. The record is from RefSeq and is a predicted model, not a curated record. The transcript is spliced from 5 exons.